AUGCCAGGCAAGUCACCUUAUCAAUCAACCCCGCUCCGUCUCGGAGUGGCCUUAUACCCAGGAUUCCAAGCUCUGGAUGUAUUCGGUCCUUUAGAUUGUCUAAACAGCCUCUCAAGAACCGAAGAACUAUCACUCGCUCUUCUUUCCUCAACACUAGAGCCCGUGUCAACAUAUUCUGCUCAAAGUCCAAACGCUAUCACUCAAAGCAUUGUACCGACGCAUACCUAUGCAGCUGCGCCGCCCCUUGAUGUUCUGCUCAUCCCAGGUGGCAUGGGUUCACGUGAACCCACCCCGCUGAUUGAGGAAGUCAUCACGUUUAUUCAGAAUACAUACCCCCAGCUCAAGUAUCUGAUCACCGUUUGCACUGGCUCGGGACUUGCAGCGCGUGCGGGGGUGUUGGAUGGGAAACAAGCGACAACUAACAAAAAGGCGUGGAAUGAGGUUACGGCUUUGAGAUCGCAGGUGAUUUGGGUUCCGCGCGCGAGGUGGGUCACUGAUGGUAACAUCUGGACCUCUUCGGGUGUUAGCGCUGGGAUGGAUGUCAUGCUUGCUUGGAUUGGAGAGGUUUUUGGUAAGAAGCUGGCGAGCGAUAUCGCGGAUAGAAUUGAGUAUACGCGACAGGAAGAUCCUCAUGUUGAUCCUUUUGCGGAUCUUUACGGACUGUAA
Molecule: messenger RNA, 666 nt
Organism: Penicillium odoratum
Lineage: Eukaryota; Fungi; Ascomycota; Eurotiomycetes; Eurotiales; Aspergillaceae
Product: DJ-1/PfpI family protein
Exons: 2
Coding region: 1-666 (221 amino acids)
Source: RefSeq, a predicted model, not a curated record